AUGAUUUACAUACGAAAGACAUUUCCUGGUGGUAUAACACAACCUUCAUGGUUUGAUGUUCGUCCUCUUGUUUAUGAUCCAAUGUUGAGUCGUUUCCUUCCUAAUACAUCAAUUAAAGUGAUAGUUAAAAGCAUAAUGAUUGAACAAUGGAAUCCAUCUUAUUCCUAUAGUCGCUUUUAUGAAUCAUGCGCACCAAGUUACUGCAUUUAUUAUAAAAAAAUUCGCACAAAAACUAUUAUUAGAAUGAUGACAACAUUGUUAUCCAUGAUCGGAGGUCUUACUGUCUUACUACACUUAUACAAUGAUCUCAUACAAAAAUAUGGAAACAAACUGAAAUGUUCAUGUUCAUUAAUUGCAUCGCCACGCAAUCGAUUUGUCAAUAUUGAAGCAAAAUUUCAUGAGAUCUGUUCGAGUCCAUUUGUUUCGAAUGAAUGGCAAAUUAAUCUCACAUCUGGUCUUGUUUCUAAUCUCUCCGUAUACGCACGAAGAGACUAUCGUCGUUUUCUCUCUGCUCAUUUACAAUUUCUUACUGGAUUAUGUGAACUUUCCAUGCAAUCAGUGAACAAUUCUAUCGAUCAAUUUCUUUCUUCACUAUUCGUUACUGUUCAACUUCUACCAGAAACAGAUUUUCAUGAACGCCUUGAUUUGCUAAUCGAACAGAGUAAAUUAAAUGCUCCUACAAUAUUUGAUAAUCUUCUCUUCUUAAUUCGAAGUGUAAACCAUGGAAAUGCUGUUAUAUCAACAUAUGGAACGAAUUUCGAAUAUGUUGUUCCUUGGAGUGAAGUGCUUCACGACACUUAUGCAAGUACUCAAGCUAUGAUCUAUAAUGAUGAAUGUUCUUGUGGAUUGUAUAUGAAUUGUCUAAGUCAAGCAAGUUUUAUUAAUCAAAAUUCAUCUGAAAUCAUUCCAAUCAAAGGCUUGAGAAUAGGCUGCACACCAAGUGAAUCUUUUCAUGCCUCAACUCUUGAAUGUUUUUAUGAUCCUUCAUGUAUUAAUCUCAUUCAAGACAAUACUAAUUACAUAAAAAGUAUCAAUUUUACAAGUUCUCUUAAUCCUCUCUCGAUAAUGAAAAGUCAAUAUUCAAUUAAUGCCACAAUAGCCGAACUUAUCGAUAAUUUGUUCAUCGAGCAAUGGAUAGCAACAAUUAAUUAUUCAUCCUAUUUUGAACGAUGUUCACCUUUGCUGUAUUCAUAUACCUGCAUUGAACAAUUCAAUUUACUCUAUACAGUCACUGUUCUACUUGGUCUUCAAGGUGGUCCUACAAUUGUUCUCAAAUGA
Messenger RNA from Rotaria sp. Silwood2, 1278 nucleotides. NCBI's taxonomy places the organism in Eukaryota, Metazoa, Rotifera, Eurotatoria, Philodinida, Philodinidae. The record is from the annotation of a GenBank genome assembly.